AUGCAUGAAGAGGAAGCUUCAAAGGCUCCAAGAGCCUUGUCUCACAUUCACUCAGCUGUCACAGACCUUGUUUUCACAAGUAUUAUGGCAUGCGAAACAGCCAAGAAAUCAUGGGACAAAUUGAGGGAAAAGUUCAUGGGAAAUGACACCACAAGAAACAUGCAGGUUCUGAAUUUGAGAAGGGAGUUUGAAACUUUAAGAAUGCAGGAGGCUGAGAAAGUGAAAGAAUAUGUUGACAAGCUGAUGAAUAUUGUCAACAAAAUCAGAUUACUUGGAGUGGAGCUGUCAGACAAUAGGAUUGUGGAAAAGGUAAUAGUGAGCCUGCCAGAAAGGUUUGAAGCCAAGAUCUCAUCGUUGGAGGACUCAAAGGACUUGACUCAAAUCACAUUGACUGAGCUGGUCCAUGCUCUGCAGGCACAAGAGCAAAGAAGGCUCCUAAGGCUUGAAGAUGCAAAUGAAGGGGCAAUGUUAGCAACCUAUAAGGGCAAGUCUGUACAAGGGAACUGUAGAAAGUUUGUUGGAGAAAAGAGAGGAAAACAAAGGUCCAACAACCAAUGGAAUAAAGCUGGUGGGAUAAGGAAUUUUCUGACUUGUUCUCAUUGCGAAAUGAAGGGACGUACAGAGCAAAAAUGCUGGUUCAGACCUGGUAUACAGUGUAAGGCCUGCAAACAGUUUGGUCAUAUUGAAAGAGUGUGGAAAAACAAGGGAGAGUAG
This is a messenger RNA of Pistacia vera, 714 nucleotides long. RefSeq lists its product as uncharacterized. The record is from RefSeq and is a predicted model, not a curated record. The transcript has a single exon. The coding region runs from base 1 to 714 and encodes 237 amino acids. Lineage: Eukaryota; Viridiplantae; Streptophyta; Magnoliopsida; Sapindales; Anacardiaceae.